This is a messenger RNA of Hermetia illucens (black soldier fly), 1581 nucleotides long. RefSeq names its product inactive hydroxysteroid dehydrogenase-like protein 1. The transcript is spliced from 6 exons. NCBI's taxonomy places the organism in Eukaryota, Metazoa, Arthropoda, Insecta, Diptera, Stratiomyidae. Gene Ontology annotation, cellular component: endoplasmic reticulum. Bases 434 to 1444 code for a protein of 336 amino acids. Gene Ontology annotation, molecular function: oxidoreductase activity. The record is from RefSeq and is a predicted model, not a curated record.
CCGCCUGUAUCUCUCUGAAUACCUUUAACAAAGUACCUACGUACCAAUUGAAGCUCACGUGUGAGAAGCAUCUGGUUAAAAGUAUCUUUGAAGUGGGGUCCAAUCCGCAGCACUAUUCAGAUGCUUAUCCGCACGAUCAAUGAAAAGCGGAGCGUCAAUAGUAAACGCAGUUCAACAGUUCGAGCGCCAAGUGUUCGAUGAACGUCUUCACCACGGUUGCCGGCGUUCCAAAGUUAGUUUCAGGCAGUAUCUACUGUCGUGCAAGUUUAAAAUUCAAACGACCAAUGCCUUGACUUUGGACUCGAAAUUUGAAUCACUUUCUUAUCAAUGAAAACUGUGUUUGAUAAGCUCCCUCAGGGUAGAAAAUUUUUUUGCCAAUCUAAUAGUGUAUGCCGUUAAGUGAUAUUAUAGCAUUCAGCCAAUUAAUUAAUAAAUGAUUUCAAGUGCAGUGAAAAUGAGUUUGUGGAAUCUUUUCUCAUCGGAACUAGCCUUCCUAGUCUUGGCUCUUAUUGGAGCUUAUGUGCUGCUGAUUUAUCUUAUAGAUAAUUUGAAGUCAGUGGUUGGGAUUGCAAAAUCCCUUUUGAUGCCAUUCUUCCAGCCGCAAGCGCAUCAAACGCUAAGUGAAAAGUUCGGAACAUGGGCAGUUGUAACUGGCUCAACCGACGGAAUUGGAAAGGAAUAUUGCCAUGAGUUAGCUAGGAAAGGAAUUAAUAUUGUACUCAUAGCAAGAAAUAAGGAGAAGUUAGUGAAUGUCGCCAAUGAACUAGAAAGUCAACAUAAAGUUAAAACAAAAUGGAUUGUAGCUGAUUUCAGUAAGGAUAAAUCAAUUUACGAUCACAUCGCUAGAGAGUUAGAGGGAAUCCCUGUUGGGAUCUUAGUCAAUAAUGUGGGUCUCAUGUACGACUACCCCGAAGAACUGAGCAAAGUACCAGAACAGCGAUUAUGGGACCUCAUUAACGUCAACAUGGCUGCCUGUACAAUGAUGAGUCACAUGAUAAUACCUCAAAUGAAAAAAACUGGGAAAGGUGCCAUCGUGAACAUAUCAUCUGGAAGUGAACUUCAACCCUUGCCGCUAAUGGCUGUUUAUGCUGCUAGUAAGCUUUACGUUAAAAGCUUCACGCUUGCCCUACAGCAUGAAUUAGCCCCAUAUGGACUUACCAUUCAACUUGUUACGCCAAUGUAUGUUGUCACAAAAAUGAAUCAAUACUCGAGUGAAGUUAUGAAAGGUGGAUUCCUAAUACCAGAUGUGAAGUCUUUUACCAAAUCCGCAGUUUUCACAUUAGGAAAAUCUAAUGAAACAACAGGUUAUUGGAGUCAUGGACUACAAUACGCUGUUUUCAAGUUGGUUCCCUCGUGGCUUCGAGCUUCAGUUGGCCAUAAAAUGAAUGCGCAUUUCCGGAAAAUGUACUUUUUAGAACAAGAACAAAUUGAAACCAUUUCCUAAUUUUUUGUUUAUAAAAUUAUAUUGUUAUCUGCCUUUGUUUCAUGUAUGUACAUUCGCUUAGUUCAUAAGACUAAAUUAAGCCAUUGUAUUUGAAAACAGUUUUGUAAAAUUUAUUACCAAAUAAAUAUUUUUAAGGA